This is a messenger RNA of Mercenaria mercenaria, 1794 nucleotides long. Its product is annotated as E3 ubiquitin-protein ligase TRIM71-like. The record is from RefSeq and is a predicted model, not a curated record. Gene Ontology annotation, molecular function: zinc ion binding. Bases 1 to 1794 code for a protein of 597 amino acids. NCBI's taxonomy places the organism in Eukaryota, Metazoa, Mollusca, Bivalvia, Venerida, Veneridae. The transcript has a single exon.
AUGGAAGUGUCUGGGAAGAGAAAAGAUUCAUCCAAUACAAAUACAAAGCCUGGGUCCCAGGAUGAUGCCCAGCUCUACUGUCAGCCAUGUCAGAAAGAUGGGUUAAAGGUGUCUGUGCAUGGAUACUGCCAAGAUUGUACGGAACACUUGUGUGAGAGCUGCUACAAAACUCACAGAAAGCCAGCACCAUGCAGACACCAUGUACUUCUAGACAAGUGUCAGAUGCCUAAGUCCCAGAGUCUUGGCCAGCUUCAAAUUCCACAUGACCUGACAGAGCAAUGUCAGCAGCAUAGAGGGAAGCUGAUAGAAUACUUCUGUCAUCAACACAAUGUCUUUGGCUGCAGUCCCUGCGUAACAAUUAAUCACAGAAACUGCAAGGUAGACUACAUUCCUGAUGUCUCUGAAAAAUAUGUCACUGGUAACGGGUACAAACUACUUGUACAUUCACUGAAAACACUACAAGAAAACUUCAAGAAAAUCGUUGAUGGGGCAAAAACAAACAAAAAGAAGAUCCUGGAGAACAAAGCCACUGUAAAAGAUGAAAUUAAAAGGUUUCGACAAGAAGUCAACAGUAUGUUUGACAAUCUAGAAGCAAACCUUCAAGAACAAGCUGAUGAUCUAUUUGCGGAGGAGUCAGAUAGAAUUGAUGCUAUAGCAACAAGAUCUGCCAAACUGUUAGAUGAUAUUGAGAAUCUUCAAGAUGAUGUUAACAAGUUAGAAAAAGAAAAUAAAACCAAUGCCCUAUACAUCAAAUCUAAGGUAAAUGAAGCUCUGAUACAAGACUACACAUCCACUAUGGUACAAACACAAAACAAAAAUUCUGUAAACACUUUUGCAUUUCAACCUAAUUUGGCACUGAAGGAAAUACUGUUAGGGUCAGAAGCAGGAAUUGGUGAACUCCAUAAAAGUGGAACUGAAAGUUUUCUGAUAGCUUCAAGUAAGUUUAAAGGCUUACAUACAGACAACACAUCAAGAACAAGGAAAGACCUUUAUGAAACACUGAAAGCAAAGCCAUCAGGUGAAAUAAACAUAAAAAUUCCAUCUGAUAAAGGUAACUGUAGUUCCCCUGGAGUGGUUGUAAUUGGCAAGGACACUCUUGCAGUUAUAGAUUCAUCGAACGAUUCUGUUAAAAUAGUUGAUACAAAAAUGAAAAAUGUUGUUUCACACAAAAGAUUAUCGUCUUCUCCAGAUGGUUUGGAAAUACUUCCCAAUGACCUACUUGCCAUUGCACUUCCGGAAGAAAAAAUGCUCCUGUUCCUGUCAAUACCUUACGGACUGUCUGAAGUCCGCCGUAUACAGUUAGAUGGUAAAUGCAGGGACUUAGCUUAUCACGAUGGUAAAUUAAUUGUUACCUCCAAGUGGCCUGGGAAAAUUCAGAUAAUGAGUUUGGAAGGUCACAUAUUUAAAACUAUAGAAAAAGAUUCCUCUGGUAAUUCUUUUGAUUCACCCAUGGUUACAGUUGGUGGACACAAAAACAUCUAUAUUUCUGACUGGAGUUCUUCUACAAUAACAUGUAUGAACUGGGAUGGAGAAGUAACAAACACUUACAAAGAUAAACAUCUGGUCAACCUUCGUAGUACGGUUGCACUAGAAGAUGGAUCAAUACUGGUUUGCUGCAGAGGAAACGAAACCAUGCAUAUAAUUUCAGGAAAUUUAGAAACUAGCAGAGAACUACUCGAGAAAAAAGAUGGACUGCUCUGUCCUUGGUCGCUAGCUUUAGACAGUGAACAAAAUAAGCUCUAUGUUGGAAGUGGUACAAUAUGUAACUUUCUGAAAGUAUAUGAUUUAAACUGA